Molecule: messenger RNA, 10082 nt
Organism: Phasianus colchicus (ring-necked pheasant)
Lineage: Eukaryota; Metazoa; Chordata; Aves; Galliformes; Phasianidae
Gene: TSC2
Product: TSC complex subunit 2
Biological process (GO): negative regulation of Wnt signaling pathway; regulation of cell cycle; negative regulation of TOR signaling
Cellular component (GO): TSC1-TSC2 complex; cytoplasm; nucleus
Molecular function (GO): GTPase activator activity
Source: RefSeq, a predicted model, not a curated record
AGCGGCCCCGGGCGCGGGGCUGCGGCCUAUGGCUACCGCCUUUGGCCGCCGCGGGUCUCCGGAGUGCCGGGGAGCGGUUGGGGUGCGGGGUGCUGGGGGUCUGGGUGCCUGCGGGGCUGCUAUGGCGUUUGUGCUGUGUUCCCGGGACGCAGCGAUGGGUGUCCUGACGUGGGGGGCGGAGUGCUGGGCUGACCCUUGGAGGGCAGGGUGCCCCGCUGUCCUGAAGGCCGUUGUGCUUAACGUUUAUGUUCCGGUGCUGCGUGCUUUGUCGUGGAAUCGUGUAAUAUCACCGGUUGAGCGGGAGUCACACAUUGCUUUUGGGCUGGGAGUAAUGGAAUCCCAAAAUGGUCGCGUUAGAAGGGCCCCCAGAGCCCCCAGCCCCACACCUGCUGAGGGCUGGUUGUCUGCAAUGGAUCAGACCAGGGCCCCAUGCAGCCUGGCAUGAAGCACCUCCAGGGAUGGGGCACCCGUGGGUAAAGAGAGUGAGGACUUUAGUGCAUGCCUUCCUCAAAGCGUGUGUGUCUGUGUUCCAAAAAUCAAUUCAGUGGUGGUAAAAUGGAGAUUGCUGUGUACUGGCUGUGGUGGCAUUGAUCACUCAGAGCUCCCAGCAAAUGGUUACCCAGUGCUGUCAGCCCCGGGCAGCUCAGUGUUGUCCUCAGCAUUGGGCUUCUCUGUAAACAGCUUGAAACAACAGAGCUGUUUGUAAAUGCUGCAUUGUGAAGGCUGUUAGUUUUCAUACUUAAAGAUUCUGCCUGGGCCUCCCUGAACAGUCACUGCUCUGUGUUUGCAGGGGCUCAGCACUGCUUUCUUGUCAGCUAUGGCAAAGCCUCAAAGCAAGGAUUCGGGGCUGAAGGAGAAGUUCAAGAAUCUCUUGGGGCUGGGAACAUCCCGGGGAAGUUCAAAGUCAACAGAGGGCAAGCAAACGGAAUUCAUCAUCACUGCAGAAAUACUCAAGGAACUGAGCAUAGAAUGUGGAUUAAGUAAUAGGAUACGAGCAAUCAGCCAAAUCUGUGAAGUGGCAAAAACAAAAAAAAUUGAAGAGCAUGCAGUGGAAGCAAUAUGGAAGGUGGUAGCUGAUAUGCUCCAGCCUGAGCGCCCAGCUGAAGCCAGACAUGCUGUUCUUCAUCUCCUGAAGUCUAUCAUUCAAGGACAGGGUGAGAGAUUAGGAAUCCUUAGAGCACAUUUUUUUAAGGUUAUUAAGGACUAUCCCUCCAAUGAAGACUUGCAUGAACGGCUUGAAGUGUUUAAGGCUCUAACAGAAAAUGGUCGAUACAUCACUUACUUAGAGGAAGAAUUAGCUGACUUUGUGCUACAGUGGAUGGAUGUUGGUUUGUCUUCAGAGUUCCUUUUGGUUUUAGUGAACCUGGUGAAAUUCAACAGCUGCUAUCUGGAAGACUAUGUAGCUGACAUGGUCCACAAGAUAUGCAUCUUGUGUAUCCAGACUUCAUCGUCUGUGGAUAUAGAGAUUUCUUUGCAAGUUUUAGAUGCUGUUGUUUGCUAUAACUGUCUGCCAUCAGAGAACCUGCCUGUAUUUAUUAUCACGUUGUGCCGUACCAUCAAUGUGAAGGAACUCUGUGAGCCAUGCUGGAAGCUUAUGCGCAACCUUUUGGGAACUCAUUUGGGACACAGUGCAAUUUACAACAUGUGCAGGAUCAUGGAAGACAGAGCUUACAUGGCAGAUGCAGCCCUGCUGAGAGGAGCAGUGUUCUUUGUUGGGAUGGCUCUCUGGGGUGCUCAUCGCCUCAAUUCACUCAAGAAUUCCCCAACUUCUGUGCUGCCUUCGUUCCUCAAGGCCAUGACAUGUCCCAAUGCAGUUGUAUCUUACGAGAUAGUUCUGUCCAUCACACGCUUAAUAAAGAAGUAUGGGAAGGAAUUGCAAGCUGUAACCUGGGAUAUCCUCUUGGACAUCAUGGAGCGAUUACUGCAACAGCUGCAGAGUUUAGAGAGCCAAGAACUUAAGUCCAUUGUACAUGAUCUUUUGACUACAGUAGAAGAACUCUGUGACCAGAAUGAAUUUCAUGGUUCUGAGGAGAGAUUUUUUGAGCUGGUGGAAAGAUGUGCUGAUCAGAGACCGGAAUCUUCUGUAUUAAACUUGAUAGCAUACAGAGCUCAAUCCAUUCAUCCUGCCAAAGAUGGCUGGAUUCACAACCUGCAGAUGUUAAUGGAGAGAUUCUUCAGGAACGAAAGUCGUAGUGCUGUUCGUAUUAAAGUUCUGGAUGUCUUGUCCUUUGUACUGAGUAUUAACAGACAGUUCUAUGAGGAAGAGCUGAUAAACUUGGUUGUGAUCUCUCAGCUGGCUCACAUUCCAGAGGAUAAAGACCAUCAAGUUCGAAAACUGGCCACUCAGUUACUUGUAGACCUUGCUGAAGGCUGCAACACACAUCACUUUAACAGCUUGCUUGAUAUCAUAGAAAAGGUGGCUGCGCAUUCUCUCUCAUCUCCAUCUGAGCUGGAAGAAAGGGAUUUGCUAUCAUAUUCAGCUUCUUUGGAGGACGUGAAGACAGCAGUUCUUGGACUUCUGAUAAUUCUUCAGACAAAACUCUACAGCUUACCUUCCAGCCAUGCCAUGCGGGUGUACGAGAUGCUGAUUCACCACAUCCAGCGCCACUAUAUGUAUGCAUACAGCCUUGCUGUUGCUAGCAGCAUCAGAUUGCAGGUAUUUGAUUUCCUCUUGAUGCUUCGAGCUGACUCCCUCCACCGUCUUGGCCUUUCUAACAAAGAUGGAGCAGUGAGAUUCAGCCCUUACUGUCUGUGUGAUUUUGUAGAAGCAGAGAAGAGAGCUUCUGAGAAAAAGCCUACUGGUACACUCUCUCCACCUUCAGGAAGUCCCAGUGUGCCUUCCCAGAACAGCACCAUUCGAAUAGGGCAUUUGCCAUACUCAAUGGUCUUUGGUGUUCUUCUGCAGUGCUUGAAGCAAGAGACAGACUGGAAGGUAUUGAAGUUGGUCCUCAACAAACUACCAGAAUCCCUCCGCUAUAAAGUGCUGUUUUUAACCUCUCCUUGUAACAUAGACCUCCUGGCAUCUGCACUGAGCUACAUGCUCACAGACAAGAAGACAACCGACAGGCUCCAUGGUACCCCAGAAGGCUUUUCCCGCACCGAUUUGCACCUGGCUGUAGUUCCAGUACUGACAGCAUUGAUAUCUUAUCAUAAUUAUCUGGACAAAGCUAAACAGCGUGAAAUCGUGUACUGCCUGGAACACGGGCUCAUCUAUCGCUGUGCAAACCAGUGUGUUGUGGCACUCUCUGUCUGCAGCGUUGAGAUGCCCGACAUCAUCAUAAAGGCACUUCCUGUCUUAAUAGUCAAAUUAACCCACAUAUCUGCUACAGCCAAUAUGGCAAUCCCUCUCUUAGAAUUUCUUUCAACUCUAGCAAGGCUGCCUCACCUCUACAGGAACUUUGCUGCAGAGCAGUAUGCCAGUGUGUUUGCCAUCUCCCUGCCAUACACAAACCCUUCUAAGUUUAACCAGUACAUUGUUUGCCUGGCCCACCAUGUGAUAGCUAUGUGGUUCAUUCGGUGUCGCCUUCCCUUCCGAAAGGACUUUGUUCCCUAUAUUACAAAGGGUUUGCGUUCCAAUGUGCUGCUCUCCUUUGAUGACACACCUGAGAAGGACAGUUUCAGGGCUCGUAGUACAAGCCUCAAUGAGAGGCCAAAAAGUAGUUUAAGACUAGCAAAAAAUGCAAAGCAAGGCUUGAAUAACUCUCCUCCAGUGAAAGAGCUGAAAGAACCCUCUGCAGUUGAUGCCUUCCGAUCCCGCAGCAUCAGUGUGUCUGAACAUGUGGUCCGCAGUCGGAUACAGACAUCCAUCACUAGUUCCAGCUUGGGCUCUGCAGAUGAAAAUUCAAUGGCUCAGGCUGAUGAUAACUUAAAAAAUCUCCAUCUGGAACUCACUGAGACUUGUCUGGAUAUGAUGGCCCGAUACGUCUUCUCCAACUUCACCGCUGUGCCUAAGAGGUCUCCUGUGGGUGAGUUUCUGUUGGCUGGAGGAAGGACAAAAACAUGGCUGGUUGGCAACAAGCUGGUGACCAUCACUACAAGUGUCGGAACAGGGACAAGGUCCUUGCUUGGCCUAGACUCUGGAGAUCUCCAAAGCAGCACAGAAUCAGGCUCAGACCCUGUUUUGCAAGUGAGACAAACUAAAGAAGCUCCAGCAAAACUCGAAUCUCAAGCUGGGCAGCAGGUUUGCAGAAGCUCUCGCAACAGAGUCAGAUCCAUGUCUGGUGGUCAUGCCUUACGUGUUGGUGCCUUAGACAGCACAGCCUCCCACUUUCCUGGUGGCUUGACUUCCCAAGGGACACAGAGUCCUCCUGCUCCUGCAUCUCGGUCAGAGAAGACUAAUCCUGCUCCACAGACACCUCUGCAGAAAGAAAAAGCAAACUUAGCUGCAUAUGUCCCUCUGCUGACACAGGGCUGGGCAGAAAUCCUUGUGCGCAGACCCACAGGUAACACAAGCUGGCUAAUGAGUCUGGAGAACCCACUCAGUCCCUUUUCUUCAGACAUUAACAAUAUGCCUCUGCAAGAGCUGUCCAAUGCACUCAUGGCUGCGGAGCGUUUUAAAGAGCACCGAGAAACAGCUCUCUACAAGUCCCUGUCUGUCCCCUCCUCCACCUUGGCCACUGGGACAGCCAAGCCUUCGCUUCUCCAACGUUCCAACACAGUGGCCUCUUUCUCUUCCAUGUACCAGUCCAGUUGUCAAGGGAAGUUGCACAGGAGCAUAUCCUGGGCAGAGUCUGCGGUCGUGCUGGAGGAAGGGAGCCCCUUGGAAAUGGAGCUGAAGGAAACCGAGUCCCCAGCUGAGUCUCCAGAGAGUGAGGAUUUUGAGACGUCGUGUUCUGAGCAGGUCCUGAGUGAGGAAAGGUUUGGUAAAGCCCAGGAGUCUUACAGCAGGUCGUCCUCAACCUCUAGCCAAGAUGAAAAAUCUCUGAAGUCAGACGAGCUGGUGGAGGGCGGUAUUCCCAUCGGGAGAGUGCUGCCAGCAGAGGAUGGCCGGGCACUGGAGGAGCUCUCCUUCCAGCCCUCCCAGCCGCUCAGCAAGUCGAGCUCUUCCCCUGAGCUGCAGACGCUGCAGGAGAUCCUCAAGGAUGCAAAUGGCAGAGAUGUAACAAGGAGGCUGAGCACGGAAGUGAAGUCUAAAUCUCAGUCUGGAAACCUGGAAGGGGAGGGACUGGGCAAUUGGCUGAGCAAGGGUGAGGACACCAGAGCAGCAGGCUCAGGGGGGUUGGAUGGCAGUGGCCCCACCACCUCUCCACGCUCCCCAUCUGGGCACCGGCCCAGGGGGUACACCAUCUCUGACUCUGCCCCAUCACGGAGAGGGAAGAGAAUGGAGAGAGAUGCCUUCAAGAGCAGAACAGCAGCCACCAAUGCUGAGAAAGUACCUGGAAUAAACCCAAGCUUUGUGUUUUUACAAUUGUACCAUUCCCCGUUCUUUGGUGAUGAAAACAACAAGCCCCUCCUGUUGCCAAAUGAGACGUUUGAAAAAUCGGUGCAGCUCCUGGAUCAAAUUCCUUCGUAUGACACCCACAAGAUUGCAGUGCUGUACGUUGGAGAGGGCCAGAGCAACAAUGAAAUUGCUAUUCUGUCAAAUGAGCACGGCUCCUAUCGCUACACCGAGUUCCUGACAGGCUUAGGGAAGCUCAUUGAGCUCAAAGACUGCCAGCCAGAUAAAAUCUACCUCGGUGGCCUGGAUGUGUGUGGGGAGGAUGGACAGUUUACCUACUGCUGGCACGAUGACAUCAUGCAAGCCAUUUUUCACAUUGCUACACUGAUGCCCACGAAGGAUUUGGAUAAAUAUCGCUGUGACAAGAAGAGGCACCUUGGGAAUGAUUUUGUUUCUAUUGUUUACAAUGAUUCUGGUGAGGACUUCAAACUGGGAACAAUAAAGGGUCAGUUCAAUUUUGUGCACGUUAUCAUAACACCACUUGACUAUGACUGCAACCUGGUCACGCUGCAGUGUCGAAAAGACAUGGAGGGCCUUGUAGACACGAGUGUUGCUAAGAUCAUCUCUGACAAGAACCUACCAUUCGUCGCCCGUCAGAUGGCCCUGCAUGCUAACAUGGCUUCCCAGGUUCACCACAGUCGAUCCAACCCCACUGACACCUAUCCAUCCAAAUGGAUCGCUCGGCUACGGCACAUCAAGCGGCUGAGGCACCGGCUACGUGAAGAAACCCAGUACCAAACUCCUGGCCUUCCCCUGCAGAUGCACCCAUCUGCUCCAACAAAGCCUUCUCCCCAGAUGGCUCAGGACCCACCACCAGCCUACGAGACCGGUCAGAGGAAGCGGCUGAUCUCCUCAGUUGAUGACUUCACCGAGUUUGUGUAGGUCCCUGUGGGUUGGUGUGUCUGUUCUGGGAUGGGUAAGGCAGUGAAUGUGUUAUACCUGCGUGCUGACUCCGUGCAGCUGCAUGGACAUAGAGGAGAAGGAUUUGGCACACACAGUGUGACUGUGCUGCUUUCAAGUGGACUCAGCACUGAACCUUACUUACCAGGAGGAUUGAGUGUUUUGCUGCCUCAGCCUGCCACUGCUGUCUGAUGAAAAGACUGUGUAUCUCCAGCAGAUGCUCCAAGAGAACCAAAUCCGCAUGCUUUGUUUUUAUUUGGUUUGAGCUACUCUAAAGCUUCCAUCUCUGGUGGGAACUUUCUUGGCAGAACCUUCUUCUGGGCUCCCACAACACCAGUGUCUGGUGGGGGUAGAUGAAGUCUGAUACUCUGCACUUCAUCACAUAGAUGGAAGUUGCAAGAGCUGGGGAAAUUUUCACACCUUUAUUGGGAGUUAAAUAUGAAGUACUGAAGCUCCAGCCAUUGUUUCUAAGCAACCCAGAAUCUCUGCUCCUCUCCAGGCCCCGGUGCCUCUCGGCACUUGAACUCUACAGACUGUGAGGCUUCCUGCCAGUUCUGGUAAGGGUUAACCCUGGUUCUCAAGUGAUCUGCAGGAUGUACUGUUUAAAUUACCAAGGACGAUGUCUCCUUGAGUCAGUGAGCCCUUUUUGCUGCCAGAAGUAAUGCAAAGCGGGGAGGUGGGAGCAACUCAGUGGAGCAGCAGAAUGGCAGAGUGCUGAGACGUGAACCACUGGUGAUGAAUGCUCUGAUCCACUGGGGGCUGACAGUGAGAACUUAGAGGCCAGGUGUGCUUUCUAGGUUCAGCUGCAGGAUUUCUCCAAUUGCAGCAGUGCUGAGGGUGACUCUUGUCCCUCCCUGUGCACCUAGGAAAACCCUUUUUGAAAGACUGUUGGCUUGUCCUGGUGGCAUCAUCUCUGAAGGAGUUUUGCCCAUUGCACUAACGCAUGAGGUAUCUCCUCCUGGGACCUCAGCUGUUGUAGUUAGCCAGUGGUCCUCUCAGUGCAAGUGUACAGGAUUGGGAUUAUGUAGCCCACCUUGUGCUGAGAUGCUCAUCAGACACUACACUACCAAACUGGAAGACAUCAUGUAAGCUGGACUAUACUGUGAGUACUUUAUCUCCUGCUUCGUGAGUAAAUGGGAAGCAUGGCUUUUUGAUAACAGUAAUUACAGAGCCCUCGCAGUGGAGCUAAAUGCAGUGCAAUCAGCACAUGGAACUGCAAAGCGACUGCCAAGGGAGCAAAAGCAAAGCUACUAACCGAGGGCUGUUUGGGAACUCUAAGUGUAUGUUGUGUUUUGAGUGUUUAUAUGUAAGUCCUAAAGGAAAUAAAGUAUUUGUAUGGUCAGUGGGUUUUUGCUGGCCUGGGAAGUCUCAAAUAAUAAUGUUGCAGGCACUUUGCCUUUGUGUUGGCUGCAGACCCUUCAGUAACGAGCUGUUGUUAAUUACAGACCAAAGCUUCCCUAAUAGGCCAGCUGAUCCGAGUGUCCUGUAUUGUGCAGAUGGCUGUGACCAGAAUUUCACUGACAAAAGGAACAAGGCUGGGUUGGUAGGGAUGGGGUCUGGUGAGCACCAUGUGCCCCAGGCCUUUCCUGAGCUCUUCCCGGCAGCGGUGCGUGGGUCACUGUGCAGCUGUGGGGCUGAGAGAGCAACAAAAGCAAUGGAGCCAGUCUGUAGCAGUCAGCUUUUAUUUGACCUUGUCAUUUUUUUUAAGAAACAUCCCCACAGUUACAAAAUACGGUAUUUUUCUUUGCAGUAAAUGCUGACCAGAUGGUAACAAUUGGCAUAUUGGUCACAAUCAUCUGUUUUUUAAAACAAAAAAGCAUUUAUAUAGAGGUCCCUCCCCCUCCCUUUUAAACUAGUGGAUAGUUUUGUUUUUGUGUUUUUUUUUUUUAAUUGAAGCAGCUUGAUACUGUUGCAUCUUUACGAGACUUAAGACAAUAAAUAAGAAACCAUUUCUUGGUGACUACAAACACAGAAAUAUACAUUCAGGAGUACUUAUUGGUUAGGGCUGUACGUCAAGUUCGUUGCUGCUGCCAGUAUAACUCCAUGCUAACUGCCUGCAGCAAAGUGUGUGUCUACGUGGUACCUCAGCUGUGACAGUGAAGGAACUCUGUGAGUGUUGCUAUAGUUUGUACAAAUAAAUGCUGCACUGAGAACUGUGAUUGCUUGGAAGCUGUCAGUGGUGCCCGCUGAGCACGCGGGCCCUCAGUGAGGUGUCUGGCUUAUCAAGAAACAACUGUGUGGGUUCCAGAGCUGCUCUCCAUACUUCAAAUGAAGGUGAGAAGUAGGGCAGUUGUCCUAGCCUGUUUCUGCUCCUCUUUGAUUAGAAGAAGCACUUGGUCAGUCACGCGCAUCAAAUCACAAUCACGCACACAAACAAAGCUAAUGGGGUAAGAAACAACUGGGGAAUGGAAGUCCCAGUGCCUCACUGGGGAGCAUCCUUAUCCAGCUCACACUCUAGCUUAUUCAAGGCCAUUCUGAGCACGUGGGUCCCUGCUCACUGCUGUCUCUCUCUCUCCUAUUAACAACUUUAUUUUUUUGAACAUAUUCAAACCAUGCUGGGGGGAAGGGGCUGAGUCCUCUACUGUGGUUCUUGGGAUAGCCCUUCUUUUGGCUCUUGGCAAUGCAAGAGAUUUCCAAGACCUGCUUGGUUUGCUCUCCCUCCUGAACAGUCCCUCUGGCUGCCCCUGCCUGUCCCACCCCCCAUAGCGCUGGGGAUGCAGCUGAGAACUGAUGCCUGUAGCCAUACAGGGACCAGGUGCCCUAGUUCUGCUGAGCUCCAGGCACUUCUCUGUGACCUCUUCAUCCUGCCUCUUCUGUCCCUUUAGGAAAGCUUUCAGUUACUAACAACGGUUUACUUCACUCCACGCUCUACUUCCUGCUCUGAAAUCUGCUUUCACCAACCUUCAAGGAGACCAACAGACCAACCUCCCUCUCAUCUCCCUCUCAGGCUCCACACAUUUGUUUUUGCCUAUCUGCAGCCUUCUGCAACUUCCCACAGCCUCUGUCCUUCAAGCAACCAAGUUCUUCAAAUGCAAUUUGCACCAGUCCCAAAGUCCUCACACAGAGCACCCAUGGGAAGGGACUUGGGCAGGUGCAUGAAGCCAACAAAGCUUUCUGACCAUCUCUCCCACAGCACAAGUGCUGGCCAGGGCCUUGCAGUGCUGUGCUUACCCACGGCACUCCCUGAAGUAACACUGCUGCUCCCUGGGGCACUGCUCUCAUUGCCUUCCAAAGGUACCUUUCCAAAGGUACCCCACUGUGCUCUGCUCUGCCUGCAGGGACUGCCCCACCUCAAGAGCACACGCACCACAUGCACACAGACACCCAAACCUUUAUAUACAUGGGACAUUCCCAGAAAGAAGCACUUAGUACAUCCUUUAAAUAACUCUGACAAUAGUAUUCUGUCUCCUAUCUACAUGUUUCAAACACGUUACCGAUGCUAUGAAAAUAUAGCAAACAUACAAAAAUAUAUACAUUUAAAAAAGAAAAAAAAAACCAACAACAAAACACCAUAUAAAUUACUUACACUAUACAUAAUGUGAAAUGGUGAUGACAAAGUGAACACAGACCCUGGAGUGGCUGCCAUGGGGGUUUGGGAUGUCCUCUCUCUCUCUCUCUCUCCCCCAGUGCAUUUGUGCUUCUCAUCAUGAAGAUGCGGGGAGGUAACGGUGCAGCUGGGUGGCUGCAUUCACUUUAUCAUUGCAUUCUCAUUUCAAUUUAUGAUUUAAACAAACAAACAAAAAAA